CUGCACGACCUUCUGUACAAUCGCUACCAACGCCGUGGCCGAGCAGCUUGCACACGACGAAUCACGACGUGCGAGUAUAGCACGGCACCGCAUUCACUCUGUUGGAAACUGACCGCCUUCGACGUGGCGCGCUGCAUUUGCUAAGGCAGCCUAGUGGGGUUGUUCGACUCGCGAGCCGUCUGCGUCAUCCAGCCGCUCAGACGCACGUCCCAUCGCAAGUGGAUCGCGCUUGCAGAGCUUCUCGGCGGAUCACAACCAUCAGCCCUCACGGCGUGCAGCCUCGACCUUGCAUCGACAGCGCCUCAACACCACCGCUCGCGACCUUUGCUGUUGCUCCUGGCCGUUGCGCUCGGCCUACAGGGUUUCUCCAGCCUUCCGCAAGCUUAUCUGCGCGCUCGUCAAAGUUUGGGAUCGUGCAGCGCUGCGCUCCGUCCCUGGUCGCAGAGCUAUUAUCCACAUCGACCUAUCCCAAGUGCGCGCACGCGCGAGGGCGAAUUCCCAGGGCACGUCGCUGCUGUCCACUGCCAAUACGCGCCAGUCCCCGAGUAUCUCCAUCGACUCGCCGCCACCGGCGCGCACCUCGAGACACUUGCGCCAGAUACAGCGUUUGCUGUGCGACAGGCCCGUACCGACUCUGCGUGCUCCAUGCCAGGUAGCGGGAUGUGAUGCUGGCCGUGUCGCAUCGGAGCUUUGAAGCAUUAUCUACAUUACACGCCGGUCUGGACAUGGAAGACUCGGGCACCAUCAAUCCAGCAGCUUUGAAUGCGCCCAACGCCACGAGCACCUCCAACCUCUUGACGACAGCGAGCCCACGCGGGCAGAAGCGUAGUCGAACACCUGAUUCGUACGGCACACCCGGAGUGAAACAAGAAGGUGAUGACGCCAAGACCAACAAGAUACGGAAACUGAAGUCGGAACAAAGUCCUGCACCAUCGCCCAACAUGUCGAUGGCCGUCGGUCAUCAGCCGGUGCAAACGCCUCACAUGAGGACGUCGUCGUUAUCGCACGCAUCUCCAACUCAGGCGUCGCCAACCAGAUCCACCCCAGGCUCGAUAUCAAAGCCUCCUGUGGUCAAGGCCCUGCCCACUGUUAGAGACCACACGACAGAUCAGCUUGGCCCAGAGGGUGACGAGUACAUACCACGAGAAAUUGAUGAGGCCGGUGAAACCAAAGUGUCCAAGGACGGGUACCCUCUAGGAGAGCGCAAGUACAGAUGUCGGACGUUCAACGUUCCCAACCGAGGGGAGAAGCUUUUUAUGCUGGCCACCGAAUGCGCUCGCGUGCUUGGAUACCGCGACUCAUACUUGCUAUUCAACAAGAACAGGUCACUCUACAAGAUUAUUGCAAACCAAGCAGAGAAGGACAACCUGAUCCAUCAGGAGAUUUUGCCCUACUCCUACAGGUCACGGCAAAUCGCCAUCGUCACAGCUCGGUCCAUGUUCAGGCAGUUUGGUAGCCGUUUGAUCGAAGGUGGCCGCCGCGUUCGUGACGACUACUGGGAAGCCAAGGCUAGGAAACAAGGUUUCACAGAGGACGACCCAGCUGGAGAGAAACGCCCAGGAGCCGCUCGGGCUCGAGAACAGGCUGCAGCAGAAGCAGCUGCAAGUCACGCCAAUGCCCUCAAUGCUCUUCCUCAAGGGGAAAUCAUCUACAGCAAUGCCAGCAUGGAAGCUGGACCGCCAGGUCUCGGACAGGUAUCGCUGGCGCCACUGCCCAUGAUUCACCUACCGAGCGAGGACCUCAGACCAAGUGCAUCUGGUGGCAUUCUUCGUCCUAGGCAGGAAGUUAUAGGGCCAGCUUACGUGGAUAUCACCAGAUCGAGCGCACCGGCAGAGAUCAUGACGCAAGCCGUGGGCGCAGCGGAUUUCAAUAAGCAAUUGGCCGCGCAACGCCAACACAGGUCGUCUUAUCUGACGAAUUACUGGGAGCGGCCCCACGAGCAGCAGACGACAGAGGCUCAGACCGAGCAAGCUGGAGCAAGCACCGUGGCACCGCAAAAUCUACAAAGCCCACAAUCGGUGGCGCAGCAGCGGCAGGACAUCCCUCAGGCAUAUUCGGCUUACCAGAACCAGCAGAAUGCAAUGCCUUCUCCUGUUCAAACUAUGCAUCGAGGUGCACCUGGUCAAAUUCAUCAUGGCUCGCCUUCCAUGGCUGUCGGAGCUCAACACAGGCAGACUCCGUCUUACCCCGGCUACCCAUCGAACCAGAUGUGGCCUCCUCCUCAGCCGCAACCCUCGCCGCUGGGGCAAUCACACAUGUCUGGCUAUGGUCAACAGCCGCAACAGCAGCAUCACUCGCAAAUGCCGCCGCCGCAGAUGCCGGGCCAAAACAUGAGUUAUGCCCAACAGCUCGGCCAGAUGAACUCUGCUUAUGCAGGCAUGAACCGAAGCAUGUAUCAGCCGAACCCGAGCCAGUAUAUGGGAGCUCAGACACAAUCUGGGCCAGGCCAACAACCAGGCAUGCAAGGCUGGUCCACUCCUGGUAACAGUAUGCCCCAGAACUACGGUUACCAAUGAAACCUCCUGACCCGAAAAUGUUCGAUGUGACCUUAAACCCGACAACUCGGUCAGGACGAAAAUACAACAUAUCUUCACACUUCUUGUAGAUCCUUGCACCGCUCGAGGCUUAACCAGUCAAGCCAGCAUUAUUUAUCCCUGGGGCGGCGUUGGCGCUACUUCUACCACUGCAUCACGGUUGUGCAACCACAUCAUCAUAUGGCGUUGCUAGGAUGGCCGCUCGCGGUCCCCUCCGCUCAAAUCACAUCGUUCGAAAGAGCAACCAUCCGCAUCAUCAAACAGCUACCAGAACGACACUUCCAGCUUCCUGCUGCUGUGCACUUCGAAAUCGAGGGCUUACUGCUACUGCAUCACCUCCUUUCUGCACUCCUGCAUGAGCCAUUUGAUUUCCACGGCGAACGAGGACCAUUCAGCAUGCAUCAUCACCAUCAUCACCCCCAACCUGCAUUAAUAAUGGCAUAGCGGACUGGAAACUUCUUUCUUGUGGCUGCUUCUGCUUCUUUCUACUUGUUUGGUUCCAAAGUGGUGACGAUACCCAGAUUGCUUUUUUGAAACUUCUUUUCGCUUCGCCUUUGAUUUUCUUAUUCGCGUUCCGGAUCAUUGCAUAGACUUAUCAUCAGUAUGGAUUGGAUGAAUGGGAUGGAUGGGCUGUGCGAAUGCGAUGCGAUGCGAAUGCGGUGUGCUGGGUUACGGUUAGACAGACGUAGUGGUAUGCCAGA
Molecule: messenger RNA, 3235 nt
Organism: Cercospora beticola
Lineage: Eukaryota; Fungi; Ascomycota; Dothideomycetes; Mycosphaerellales; Mycosphaerellaceae
Product: chromatin structure-remodeling complex subunit RSC7
Cellular component (GO): nucleus; RSC-type complex
Molecular function (GO): chromatin DNA binding
Source: RefSeq, a predicted model, not a curated record